UGUCCGGUGGGCAGAGUGUCCUUUGGACUGUCAUGGCGGCGCUGUGCAGUGUAGAGAUGUCUGGCAGCCGGUGUAACGAUUCCUCUGCUGGGAGGGGGGCAGCCCGGGUCACCGGUUAUUUUUGGGCUCUGUUCGCCGUUCUCUCCCUGUUGCUUCCUAUUGGGACGAGGGCCACUGUUUGUAGGCUGAAGACUGGAGAUGCCAGAGACUCGGAAGGUUGUGGAACAAACCUGGACUUAGAGCAUUCGUUUGAACUUGAUGAUAGCAUCCAGUUCAAAAAGAGGGGAUCGUUGCUGUGGAAUUCCGGGCCGGAGCAGAGCAUUGCCAUUUUACAGAAACAGCUGACCGAGGACGAGAGAAAUAAAUUAAGGGAUAUUGCAAACUUGAAUGGACUUUACCGAAUUAGGAUCCCCAGGAAGCUGGGACUUACAGAAGAAUCCAACGAAUAUGUCACUUCUUUUGUCCGAGCCUGUUCAAUGGUGGAAUCUCAUCUCUCCGACCAAAUCACCGUCCAUACAGACAUCGUAGGGAACAUUGUUGGCGUUUCCAUAGUGACGGUUCCUGGGUCCUGUAACGGAGCCGAAGUGGAAGACGUGGAUCUCGAAAUGUUUAACACCACGGUUCACAUUCAGCAGCCGAUAUCUGCUGCCGUACCUGAAACAGCGGCAUUUAUUGAACGCCUAGAGAUGGAACAAGCCCAAAAAGCAAAGAACCCUCAAGAACAGAAGUCAUUUUUUGCCAAAUAUUGGCAUUUAAUUCUAGGAGGGGCUGUGUUGCUAAUGUUAACCAAUUCGGCGAAAGUCCCGAGAGAUCCAGGACAGCGGGCCUGAGGAAUUGAAUGGAUGUACAUAAUUCCCGUGGUCCUGUUCCUCAUGAUGUCCGGCGCGUCGGAUGCCGGAAACCAAGGAGGCAACGGCGGUGGCGGCGGAGGAGGCAGGUGAUCACCACGGACUGGAAUUCUGAUACUUCCGUGUACAAAACACCCAAGCAAACAGACUGCCUACCUUCCGAAAUCUACGUUUACUCACCAACCUGCAUUCGAUGAACAAUUUCUCUUAAUUUAUUAGUACUUUUUUUUGUUGAGCGUAGGAGCCUGCGGGGGUAAGAUGGGAAUUGUUAGUGGCAAUGAAUACUGUCAAGCUACGGUCACGCGUCAUCAUUAUGAAUGCUACCACUGUACUCCUUGCUUCACGGACCUCUCUGCUUAUUGUUUCAUCUUGGAUAUUCUUUAAAGCCUUUAAACGACCUUGCUCAGGUGGA
Messenger RNA from Spea bombifrons (plains spadefoot toad), 1260 nucleotides. It is a transcript of the gene EMC10, whose product is annotated as ER membrane protein complex subunit 10. Gene Ontology annotation, cellular component: EMC complex. Lineage: Eukaryota; Metazoa; Chordata; Amphibia; Anura; Pelobatidae. The record is from RefSeq and is a predicted model, not a curated record. The transcript is spliced from 8 exons. The coding region runs from base 33 to 830 and encodes 265 amino acids.